AUGACCCGUAGGUACAACGCCGUCGCAAUGCAGAUCUUGAAAGAGCCCGUCGCAAAAAAGACAAUCGAAGAACUAUGGGGAAAGAAGAUCUACCACUGGGCUUACCUGAAUGCUGAGGUGUACGAUCUGAAACUUGAGAACAUGACACGUCUGUUUGAAAUAUUGAAGGACAUCAAGUGGACGAUCGACCGAACGAUAAAACCCAGUCGCCCGCACUACAUCAUCUACACCGGAUCCCUCACUUCAGCUUACAGGACGUACACUGAGACAAACGCAAUACAGAACGUCAUGUGGCUAGACGGCAUGGGGGUGUACACACACUUCUUUGACGAUGACCGGCCAUGGGCCGAGGGACGGAUAAUGCCGCCUACCUUUUGGAUGAGACCCAACCUGACAGACAUGGCAGUCUACAGUUACUACAUGGCAACUGCGCACAAGAACCUUCGGAAGAUUGCCGACCAGGAGUUGAACCAUACUGCAUUCUACUUCACCGCAACCAUGGCGGCCAAGCAAUACACUCCGGAGAAAGAUUAUGCUUUCUUGUCCACAAUGGAGCCUAGAACGGAUAAACUUUACGUCGACAUCUCGCCUUAUUGCAAGAACGCCAAGUAUACCUAUGGCUUCCAGGAGAAAGAAGUUGUUGGCUCCUUCUACAUGAGCAAGGAGGAAAAGAAAUUCAUCAGUUUCGAUGACCCAAAGGCCUUGGCUAUGAAGUUCUGCAAAGGCAAAAAAGACCUGAUUGACGUCGACUACGGUUUAAUCGCGUACAACGUCGAAAUGGAUGACCCCACCAACAAGUGCGGCAAAGGUGCCUACUAUCGAGUCAAGUUCCUCAGAAGGCUCGCCGAGUUCUUCCGCGACAACUUCACUAUGCCCACCAGUUUGAACGAGUGCAUGAAGCUGACGUAAAUACGCUGCCACUACAUCAAACAGCA
This is a messenger RNA of Dermacentor silvarum, 935 nucleotides long. RefSeq lists its product as uncharacterized. The transcript is spliced from 7 exons. Lineage: Eukaryota; Metazoa; Arthropoda; Arachnida; Ixodida; Ixodidae. Bases 1 to 909 code for a protein of 302 amino acids. The record is from RefSeq and is a predicted model, not a curated record.